Messenger RNA from Oncorhynchus kisutch (coho salmon), 1438 nucleotides. Its product is annotated as protein GUCD1-like. The record is from RefSeq and is a predicted model, not a curated record. The transcript is spliced from 6 exons. Lineage: Eukaryota; Metazoa; Chordata; Actinopteri; Salmoniformes; Salmonidae. Bases 377 to 1096 code for a protein of 239 amino acids.
ACUCUUCAGUGGUGUUUCGUUUGUAGUUUUCUCUGAAUAUAACCAUAUGGCUAGUUAGCUUACUAGCUAGCUGAACAUAACUGUCUGUGUACACUAGAACCCAUUCCUCAACAGUUCACAUACGUCAAAGCUGUAGCUACCACUUUGAAGGAUCUAACAGUUAACUUAGUGAGCGAAUCGACCAUCAAGUCGACCUACCAGAUGUAAAUAAUGCUAACGUUAUCUGUUAGGGUAAGCUAAUUUCGUUGUUAGCUAGGCAGUCCAGGCCAACACCCUCAUGAGGCAAUCCAACUCCGGAGAAUUAGCUAGCUACCAUCUGUAAACAAGUCUGACUAACUUGGGUUUUGCAUCUAGCAGCAAAGAACAAUCCAACAGAAUGUCAGGUGAUGCCAUUCUGCUGAAUGUACCUGUCAUUCGGCAGCUGUACCACUGGGACUGUGGAUUAGCCUGCGCAAGAAUGGUUUUGAAGUACGGGAACAUUUCGUCAUAUACUUUACAUACACGGUACCUCCACCCUGUGAGUGAUGAGGAGUUUCAGGGUGCUUGCUGGGAGCUGAAGCUGACGGAGAGCGUGUGGACAAUUGACUUGGCCUACCUCAUGUGCCAGCUGGGGGUCAGGUACCGCUUCUGCACUCAGACACUGGGUGUUGACAAGGGCUUCAGGAAUCAGUCCUUCUACAAAAAGCAUUUUGACACUGAGGAAGACAGAGUGAACAAACUCUUCCUUAAGGCUGAGAGCAAGAAUGUCGUGGUGAAACAAUGCUCUGUGACAAUUCAGGAAAUCCAGGAACAUGUUGACCUGAGCCAUGUGGCCAUAGUGCUGGUCAACGCUGUGGUUCUGGUGUGUGAACUCUGCUCUUCGCCUGUCAAGUACUGCUGUUUCCUGCCUGUGGGCCAGAAGUGCUUCUGCAGGAAGCCAGAAUACCAGGGUCACUUCGUGGUGGUGUGCGGCUUCAACCGGAGCAGCGGCUGCAUCUUCUACAACAACCCUGCCUACUCAGACCGCGUGUGUUGCACCAGCAUUAGUAACUUUGAAGAGGCUCGAAUGAGCUACGGGACAGAUGAGGAUAUUCUGUUCAUCUUCAAGGAGAGCUGAUGGUGGCGGUGCAGAUGACGAUGCAGAUGGUCUCCACAUCAUCAUAGCGUCCCAUCCUCACUAUGAUGACACAACAGUGUGUCUACAGGUCCCUGAACAGGGACUGCUGGUUCCAGCUCUGGCCCAGUGUUGUAGAUGGGCCUGGGCUGUCCACUCCAGUGCUAACAUGGCUGAUUGCUCACAGAACAUACAACACCACUCCAACGUCACCACACAUAGCCCAUGCUAGUCGUCAGUGUCUAAAGGAAUAACAGCUGAAGAGAUCAACAAAGCAAGUGUGUUUUUUAUGUUGGUUGGGAGACGAGCAGAUAGAUGAAAUAGAAUAAAUGAAUUUUGACAGUG